Messenger RNA from Folsomia candida, 1844 nucleotides. RefSeq names its product protein rolling stone. Gene Ontology annotation, cellular component: membrane. The transcript is spliced from 4 exons. The record is from RefSeq and is a predicted model, not a curated record. Lineage: Eukaryota; Metazoa; Arthropoda; Collembola; Entomobryomorpha; Isotomidae. The coding region runs from base 797 to 1831 and encodes 344 amino acids.
AAAUGGAUAUACGUCAGCAGGAUAAUAAUUAUAAUGAAAAUAAUUAUUGUCAUAUUUUCAUAAAAAUACAAUGGAAUUAGGUAUUUUAUACGAUUUCUUUAACGGCUUUUUCACGGCAUAAAAUUGUUUGUUUGUUGAGAGGGCAAGGCUGAAUUAAUACAAUUGAAAUUAGUCGCAUUCGCAAAAUAGCUUGGAUCCGGCCUUCAUGAAAGAAUUUAUGGAGAACGACAAGGUGAAAAAUUUUGUUUAUUGGUGCAAUUAAUCGAUCAAUAUUAAUUACUUACAAGUUUUUAAAUAUUUUGUAAGUUUUCGUAAGAGGUGUCACAUUUUUUACUACCUUGACAUUUAAAUAUUUGCUUGAUAACAUUAAUCAUUUUUGUUUGGCAAGAUAAGCCUUUUAUCAUGCAGGCUGUUACGUAACUCUUUCGAGCACAUGAUGAUUUUUACAGUAACAACACAUUCCAUUCUGUUAAUAAAUACUUGCAUGAAUUUUUUUAGUGGUUGAGUGAGUGAAAUUCCGAAAGUGAUAUUUUUAAAAUUUUUGUACGUGACUAAAAAAUUGUUUUUCGAACUUCUCAUGGAAAUUAAAAUAAGCGUCUAGUCUUAAGUUUUCUGUUUUACAAGAAAAAUCAGGACCAACUCCGGGUCAAAUUUUUACUUGUAUUUAAAAUUUUACAUUAUAGCAUUAAUAAUUUUUUUAAAUUCUAUUCUGAACCUAAAUUCAUACCGAGAUUAAUUAGUAUUCAAAAUUUUUCUUACCUGUAAAAUCGUGUAAUCCUAGAUAAAUAUUACCAAAAUGAGCAAAAUGAAGCCAUUAGAAAAAUUAAAAGCCAACUUUAACAUGAAUACGACCGAGGAGAUUUACUUUUGGAAAAGCGAGUGGGAACGUUUCAACCCCUCCGAUCGCUUAUGUAACGUUUCCCUGCCCUAUCUCGCCUUCCGGUUCGGCAUGUUGGCCUAUUUUCUGGGGGGCACGAUCUACAACAUGUACUGCACCCAAGACAUCAACCUGUACUUCAUCUUCCUCACAAAUUGGUCAUUCACCCUCCAACUAAUCUACACGGCGUUAUUCUUCUUUCGACUCGUGUGGGUGCGGUGGAAGCGAGAAAAUGUGGAAAAUCGUCUUUUUUCCAGCUCCGCCGUCAACCCCGACCCCAGUCUCCCCUGGGCGGAGAAGAUAAUCUGGGUUGGUGUCAACCUCAUCGUGGUCGUCCCGUACGUCGUGACGUUGGGGUAUUGGAUGUUCAUCUUUAGUGGAAGUUUCAAGGACCACACGACCUGCGAGGUUGCGAGUGAUCUUAUCGUUCAUGCGUUCAACUCUCCCGUAGCGUUGCUGGAUGUGAUGGUCAUGGCGGUCCCGAUCCGAAUAAGUCACAUGAUCUUCCCCAUCAUUGUGGGAUUUCUGUACAUUUUCUUUUCAGGAAUGUACGAGGUAGGAAACGGACAAUACGCGCAAGGCCUAGAAUAUAUUUACUCCAUGCUGAACUGGCGACAUAAGCCGGGAAUGGCGAGUGUCGCCUCAGUCGUCGGGAUUUUGGGGGCCGGUCUGCUCCACUUGGUCAUGGGAUGGGGCGUGUACCGUCUCAGGGUCUUCUUGGCGAGGAAAUUGGUCGUCGGGGGACGUGGCGCCGGGAGAGGAAAUUUGACCAUUAGUCCGGACGAUGUUACCACAAAUGAGGCCAGAAAAGGGUCCAACAUGGCCUUCGAUAACCCAACCCUGGUCCAAGAUUCAGAAAGCGGGCUGAAGGAAUCGGAUCAACUGGAAACUAAAUCGCUCCCAGGUUACAACACAUUUUCAACAGAAGCUGAACGAAUAACGAAUAAAGUGUGAGAUCAGAAGUAAA